ACAGGUAUACAAAGUAUACUACUAAAUAUUGUUAUAAUUCACACAAAAUUGUUCUAUUGUACGUUUUAUGAUACCUGAUCUAAAGGUGCGCUUCUCCUUUAAGUGUUGCGUGGUCACAGUAUGACCUAAUUUCCUGUCCUAACUCCUCCUCUUCCCUUUUGAAAUGUGAUUCUAUGGAAGAGAGUGUUAUAAGGGCCACUCAAUCUGAGGCUGCUUAUUUUGUCUCUAUUAUUCAGUAAAUGAUCCAGUGAAUCUGCUGCCUGCUGUCCCGUGUCUGUUUCUACACCCACACAACGUAACACAACGCAGACCAAGUUUUAAUACCCGGUGUCGCUGGCCGCACAUCACGCUGGGCAUAAGCGAGCCGCACGGGUUACACGUGGUGCUGUGAACCUUUGGGUUUCGCAUGAUCGGCUGUUCACCGAUCGCCGGAGUUGCUGCUUCAACAGACUACGGGUGUGCUGUUCCGAAUCGCUGGAGGAGUGUUUCGCUGACCGCGGAGGCCGCAGCUCGUUUCAUCUCGUCACCUCUGCUCGACCAGUUCACUGUAUCUGCUGCUCACAUCAAGUAGGAUGGCUUUAAUCGAACGAUUGCUUUUUGUGAGGUAUGGUUGAGAACUGUUUUGUUUCUAUCGACUACUAUUCGCUGCAUAUACACUUUGAUGUGCGUUGAACUGUUCCGUGAAACUGAACACUCAUUAUAAAGGAGUUUGAUCGUCACGUGGAACAUUUUUUUUUUCUCUCUCAUUCUCCGUGCAACUGUAUGCUGAACCGUUCUUCGCGCUGCUGCACGCUCAUUAUAACGGAGGUUUUUGUGAUCGUCACAUACGUAAGUUUUUUUUUCUCACUCCAUGAGACGUCACACUGAACUGCUUUGAAAGAGCAUUAUUACAUGUGUUUCUGCAAAGUGUAUAUAUUUUUCUGCAUACUAUGUUGUGUCUUUAGUGCUUUUAAUUCCAUUUUCUGCAUAUCUCUUGGUGUUUACUAUUCAAGUUGAGUCAUGUUUGAGGACACUGUUAGUCAAGAUAACUUUAGCUCUGUGCAACAACCUAACGCCAUGUUUCCAGUAGGCAGGGGUAGUGGGGCUGUGUAUAGUCCUCCUGACAAAAUGUCUGAAACUCCACGUCAAUGUUUUGGGAGGGGAAGGGCAUUCUUUAAUGCAGAAAUUGACCAUGUACAUGCAUCUGAUUCAGCUAUUGGUGCCUCAGUGGGCCCUACUGCCUGUUCCACACCUUUUGCACACUCAAACGCUGAUAAUGUUUUUACUCCAGAGUCUUUAGGUGGUUUAAUUUCUGAUUUAGCUCAGAAAAUUGGCGAAAGCAUUUCGGCCAGUCUCAAUUUAACACAACAACCCAGCCAAUUGCAGUCUAAGUCAAAUGUGCAGCAUUCAGAUGACGGUGCUGAUACGUCAAAAUUGAAAGUGAUUGUCCAACAUGAUGUGACACCUCCACCAUUCUUUAGAGGUGAUCGAAGUGAUUCAUUUACUGUGCACGAAUGGGAGGACAUGAUGUACAGUUAUUUGAACAGUAAGAAAUGCACUGAUGAAACUGCUUCUGAUCUAAUUUUGAGCAGAUUGGCCGGAAAAGCAAGGGACGUGGUCAAAGUGUCCUUACGUAGUUUCCCAGGGCAGACUACUGCAGUGCUUCCUGCCACAGUGUUUGAUAUACUGAAGCGUAAUUUCAGCGAGUUAACUUACUCGAACAUGCCUAUGGCUGACUUCUACAACACUCUCCCUAAGGUAGACGAGAGUCCAAUGGACUACUGGAUACGGCUGAAUAAGGCGAUCGAUGUGGCUGAUGAGUGUUUACGUAGACGCAACAAGUGUGUUGAGGAUCCUGCAGCUGAAGCUGUUAUGAUGUUUGUCUCUCACUGUCCAGAUCCUGGCCUUGCUUUGUCUUUUCAGUUCAAGCCUGCCGAACAGUGCAGCUGAGGUUCAAGAGCGACUGGAUUGUCACCGCAGGAACCUGAAAAGAACUUCUGCUAGAACCCAACGUUACUCACCUGUGUUCGCCUGCCAUCAGGACACUGUGACUGUUCGUAACGAUCCCGUAUUGAGUUCUCCCAAACAGCCUGAACCUUCCUCAGGUCAGUCAACAUGUUCGAAUGGUCAGCUCAACCCUAACGCUGUCCCUUUUACGCCUAACGAUAGCAUGCAGCAGUUAGUCGGCAUGAUGGAUAAAGUUCUGUCUCUCUGCACUGCCUCACUGUCCUCGUCCAAUCCUGGAUGUCACAUCAGAACAUCUGACCCCAAGCCUAGUGCGAGUUCAACAUGUAAAGUAUGUCGAUCUAAAGAGCACACUACACAUUCUCUGAGAUCCCACAUACAGCACCGUUUUAUCAGGUGGCUGCAACUUGCAACUAUUUACAAAAAUCUCAUGUGGGUCCGACUCAUCUUUUAGGGGAAGUACAUCACUGCCCAUGCUGCCCCCUUCCACACAUGGGCUAUCUAGUUUAACUGAGUGGCAGAAGAAUGAGGCUCAAAGCUUGUCUUCUUUGGACAAUCACUCUUAAAGUGUCCAGGCUUGAAGCAGUUACGGCAAAGCCUCUGCCGCAUGCAAUGAGAAUGUGUAGUGUGCUCUUUAGAUCGACAUACUUUACAGUGCCAAGUGUUUGCGGCUGGCACGUGAGAUGGAAUGCUCUCUGUACAGAAUCAUCUUUCACACUGUGUACAUGCUUCAGCAGGUCGGAGUAAGGCUCGGUCAGAAUUCGCUGACUCACCGGCUUGACAAACGGGUCGCGACUGAGCGCAUCCGCCACAACAUUUAGCCUUCCAGGGAUGUACUUGAUCUUAAAGUUGUACGGGGCAAGUUUUGAAACCCAGCGCUGCUCACACGCAUCCAGUUUAGGUUUUGUCAUGAUGUACUUUAGCCCGCCAGAGGUUUUAUUGGCCUGGGAUGGAAAGUGAUGUUCGUGAUUACGUCAAGACUUGUACCCGUUGUGUCCUGAGUAAAACUCUAGAGCCAGCUGCAAGAGCACCCUUGGAGAGCAUCAAGACUACUGCCCCAUUGGAGCUCGUUUGUAUUGAUUUCUGGUCCGCCGAGGAUAGGCACAAUAAAUCUGUGGAUGUCUUGGUAAUCACGGAUCAUUUCACCAAGUUAGCGCACGCUUUUCCAUGCCAGAACCAAUCAGCUAAGAGUGUUGCAAAGAAACUCUGGGAUGGCUUCUUCUGUGUUUAUGGCUUCCCUCAGCGUAUCCAUUCGGACCAGGGAGCAAAUUUUGAGAGCGAGCUGAUAGCAGAGCUCCUUGAUCUUGCUGGUGUUGACAAGUCACGAACUUCCCCGUACCACCCCAUGGGAAAUGGUGGAACUGAGAGGUUUAACAGAACAUUAGGUAACAUGUUGAGAUCGCUUCCACCCAGAUCUAAACAAAAGUGGCCACAGUUAGUGCAAACUAUGACAUUCGUGUAUAACUGCACUGUCCAUUAAACAACUGGAUUUGCCCCUUUUUACCUGAUGUUUGGAAGGGUGCCGAGAUUACCUGUUGACCUCAUGUUUUCAAGUGUGCUUCGUGAUGAGUCAAUCUGUGAUUACAAUGACUAUGUUCAAUCUCUUGUCAGUGAUCUACAGUCUGCUAUGGUGCUGGCUCAAAGGAAUUCUACUGCAGAACAGAAACACCAGUCUGAUCAAUACAACAAGAGAGUCAAGGGAUUGCCUCUGUCAAUUGGUGAUAAAGUUCUCAUCGCAAACAAAGGCUGUCGAGGUAAAUGGAAGCUUGCAGAUAAAUGGGAACCCACCAUGUACUCUGUUGUCGCUUCCAAACCUUCCCUGCACAUUUAUAAGAUCCGUGACAGAUCUGGUCAUGAGAAAGUGGUACAUCGGAAUCUCUUGUUGCCAGUUAACUUUCUUCCUUUGCCUACAACAGAGUUUGAGUUUUCUGUUGGUCAAUGUACUGGUGAUGGUCCUUGCUCCUCACCUUCUCGAUCUGUAUGUGAUGUAACUGAGCCAACAAUACCUGUCACUAAUGCUUUGUCACAUGCAGAGUCUCUAUCUGUCAUUUCUCACAUGGCUGUGUGUGAUGAUGAUUGUACAGCUUCUUGGGUCUCAUCUCAUUCUUUUCAAGAUGUUUCUGAAGCACAAGCUGAUUUAUCUGUUGUUAACCCUGACACUGUAGCUAGUGCUUUUUCACCUACUGUCCCUGUUUCUACAGAUUUGUACGAUCCUGUGGUUGACAAUAACCCUGACAAUCGUUACAUUACCAGGCUUGGUAGAGUAAUUAAGCCUGUUCGUAGGCUGAUUGAGUCAAUGGUUCAACUCGAGACAUUACUUGGUGUGGAGUCCAUAUCUCCUGUUAUUCAUGUU
Megalobrama amblycephala (Wuchang bream) is the source of this 4297-nucleotide messenger RNA. RefSeq lists its product as uncharacterized. The transcript is spliced from 3 exons. Bases 1000 to 1929 code for a protein of 309 amino acids. NCBI's taxonomy places the organism in Eukaryota, Metazoa, Chordata, Actinopteri, Cypriniformes, Xenocyprididae. The record is from RefSeq and is a predicted model, not a curated record.